Messenger RNA from Emiliania huxleyi CCMP1516, 947 nucleotides. RefSeq lists its product as hypothetical. Gene Ontology annotation, cellular component: nucleus; cytoplasm. Bases 1 to 858 code for a protein of 285 amino acids. Gene Ontology annotation, molecular function: tRNA-specific adenosine-34 deaminase activity. The transcript has 7 exons. The record is from RefSeq and is a predicted model, not a curated record. Gene Ontology annotation, biological process: tRNA wobble adenosine to inosine editing. Lineage: Eukaryota; Haptophyta; Isochrysidales; Noelaerhabdaceae.
AUGAGCGUGCUUGACGCCUCUUCGCUCGCCUUCGUCCCGCCGCCCGAGGCGGAGCGCGACCUCGAGCUGAUGGAGGUGAGCGUCGCCCAGGUCCCGCCGCAGAGCCUCUCCGUCCUCGUCCGCGCGCUGACCGACGCGCUGCCGCAGCCGGCGCUGCAGCACCUGAAGCGGCAGCGCGCCGCGCUAGCGGGAGGGCUGCCUGCCGCGGUGGCGGCGGCGUUGGACAGCCUGCCGCAGCCUCCGGCGAGCCACUUCGUGCCUCGGCACCCGCCGGCGACGCGCGCCCAGUUCGAGGCGUGGGGGCGGGUGUGGCCGCUCGUCUUCCACCCCUCCGCCGCCGUCCGCGCGCUCGCCACGUGGCUGCCGGACCCGCCUCCCGCGCCUGCAGAGGCUUGCGAUCGCAAUGGCGGCGCGCUCCGCAAGCAGCGGCUGGGAGAGGAGGCGAGGCUUGGGGAGGCGGGAAGGGCGGAGGAGGAGGCGAAGCCCCACCCGCUGCGGCACGCGAUCAUGGUGGAGCGGCGGCGCUGCGCGGCGGGCGGCAAGCGUGGCGCCGGCGAGGCCGAGUCGGGCCCGGGGCGCUGUUUGGACGGUCCGGAUCAGUACUUGUGCAACGGAUGCGACGUCUUCGUCACAGUGGAGCCGUGCCCGAUGUGCGCCAUGGCGCUCGUGCACUCGCGUAUCCGGCGGCUCGUGUACGCGCUGCCCGCCCCCGGCGGCGCGUGCGGCUCCGCGUACCGCGUCCACACCAUCCCGUCCAUCAACCACCACUACCAGGUCGUGCGCGGCUUGCUGCGCGACGAGGCGGCGGAGGCGCUCGGGCUGAGCGGCCCGGCGGCCUCCGACCUCAAGCCGGGAUGAGGCGGGCGUGUGGCAGCAGAGGUCAGUGUGUAGGGAGGUGGGUUCGGAACUCACCGUCGGGAUCAACAUACAACAAGUGUUGAGAAAAU